Molecule: messenger RNA, 4439 nt
Organism: Onychostoma macrolepis
Lineage: Eukaryota; Metazoa; Chordata; Actinopteri; Cypriniformes; Cyprinidae
Gene: depdc4
Product: DEP domain containing 4
Exons: 9
Coding region: 533-2134 (533 amino acids)
Biological process (GO): intracellular signal transduction
Source: RefSeq, a predicted model, not a curated record
AAAUUAUGCUGUGGCUUCAAGUGCCAUCGGAAUUAUCGUAAAUAUGAGUUUCUCUCAUGUCUUUACUCCUGGGAAAUAAUGUUGAUACCCGAGUUUCCGAGUUGGGCGGGUCAUAAACUUUAAACUUGGUGGAGGGAACAACUAUUGCUGCUGUCAAUGCUGUUCUCAAAACAACUACAUCCCUUUGUCUUGUUAAAGUAGUGUAUUUAUAGGCUAUAUAUGAACGAUCAUGCGACGCUUAUUGUGUGUUUUAUAAGCAGUGAAAUAAGCGUGUAUUUGACCGAAAUUCCAGAAUUGUCAGCGAACUGCAUGUAUGUUUAUAUGAUUGUCAACCAAUGGGAUGCUACAUUUGAUUCUUUCCGACAUUAAAGCACUUGAAUACGACAAGCUCGUAAUCACGACUUCAUCAGUGGGAAAUAGGACAUUUCCGAGUGCGACAGCACGUGAAGACAGCAUUAGAUCUGCGCGGGAGCCAUCGCACCAAAUCAUGUGCGUCACAGGCUGAGCGUGUGACGCUGUUUCCGGUGCCGCGAUGGCGGUGGAUUUGACUCCGCGGUUCAGAAGACUGAACAGUCAAAGCUGUUUUACAGAGAAUAAACAACUGUCAGGUUUCUCUGGGCCCUUCAGGGCCACUCAGCUGUGGCAGAACAUCAUAGAGGCUCUGCGGAUGCAGGUGGAGCUCCGACCCCGCAGACAGCACCUGCGCGUCCAUCACGACUGCUUCACCGGCUCUGAUGCGGUAGAUGUGGUUCUGAGCCUCCUCAUGCAGAACAUCUACUUCUGCUCCAGCGAAGUGUCCCGUCUCAAAGCCGCCAGGCUGUGCCAGGCCUUAAUGGAGUCUAGAGUAUUCGAACCAAUCGGGAUAAAGCUCUUCAGACGAGAAAAAGAAAUGACCUUUGAGGACUCCAGCUGCAGCCUCUACCGCUUCCUGGACGGAUCAACCAAAAAUACAUACAGUGGCAGUGGGAACCAGACUCCAGACAAACAAACUGGAAAGAGGAAAACCACUUCGAGGUUUGGAGAAAUGCAGACCAUCUCCAACCCUCUGUUUCUUGGAUCAUCAGAUAGAAGAGUGGAGAGACUACUGAAGAAUAUAAACCUCCACCCAUCUGUGCCCUCUGAUUUAAAUCGUGCUGCAAUUUCCAACAGCUUCCUGUCAAAAAAAGUGGUACGGGACGUUUGGAGGCAGCAGGCGUUACUUCAGUUGUUACAGGUGGUUGAGAUCUCUAUGCUAGACUGUAUUCUGACCUCACCUGCCAAACCAGAGCCCCUGCGCUCGUCUCUACGCCACCACGGUGACCUGGUCAUCUCCAACACCUGUGUAGAUCGUGAAGUGUCAGAAAGUCUCAACCUGCCUGAGUUGGACUCUUGGCUGACGGCAGCGGUGGAUUGUCUCGAUCUGUUCCCAGAUCAGUUAAUCGUGGUUGCCAGUGAACAGCUGAUUCAGCAGAAUGCAGCAUCUGGGAAGGAGAAGCAUAAGAGACUGCUGUUCGACACUAUCGCCAAGUAUUACAACAGCCCAGAGAGACCUCCACUGCUGUCAGGACGCUACACUGACAUCCAGACUGGAAUCCUACAUCUUUUGGAUUGUGGGAGAGGUGAGGAUGCCCUGAGAGCAGCUCAGCUCUGUCUGCAGCUGCUGGAGUCCACAAGCAGAGAUGAGUUACGCAGACUGUUGGGUUUUAUGGCAGCCGCUGCAGAUAAUGAAGCUUUCAGACUGCACAAGCAGAUUGAGAACCGGGCUUUGGUUAGCAAGACGUUUGUGAAGGCUGUGAUCCCGAGUAAAGAAAUGACUCGUGUCCAGUGUGAGCAACUGCUGCUGUUCCUCAUGGAUAAUCACACACAACUCUUUAAGACGCCAUUAUCAUUGAUUGAGGCUGUGAGGAAGACACUACAAACUUUGCAGCAAGGGAGGGAUCUAGAUAAUGUAGCACUCUUCACAUUCUGCCAGCAGGUGUCGCUCCAGCAGUAUGAGGAUAACAAAGAUAAAGCCACUCUUGAUAGCUUGAAGCAGUUAAUGCACCAUAUCGCUCACAGUGACGGCCUGUCCGUCAAACAGAAGAGACGACUGGCCAAACAGUUCCAGAAACAUCACCCAGGGAUUUUCCUCCAGCACUUCUUUUCUUCAGUCUAGAAACACAGGAUAAAAAUAGUCUGUUAGUCUGUGAAUGUUUUUAUUAAUCUGGGUUAUAGAAGUACUCCAGGUAGAGAUGUUUGUUAAAGGGAUAGUUCACCCAAAAAUGAAAAUUCUGUCAUUAAUUACUCACCCUCAUGUCGUUGCAAAUUUGUAAAACCUUCGUUCAUCUUCGGAACACAAAUUAAGAUAUUUUUGAUGAGUUCCGAGAGCUCUCUGACCCUCCCAUAGACAGCAAGUGUACACGAUCAACGCACAGAAACGUAGCAAGGACAUCGUUAAAAUAGUCCAUGUGACAUCAUGUGACAUCAUGUGACAUCUUAAUUUGUGUUCCGAAGAUGAACGAAGGUCUUAUGGGUUUGGAACUAUAUGUGACCUGGACCAUAAAACCAGUCUUAAAUCGCUGGGGUAUAUUUGUAGCAAUAGCCAAAAAUACAUUGUAUGGGUCAAAAUUAUGGAUUUUUCUUUUAUGCCAAAAAUCAUUAGGAUAUUAAGUAAAGAUCAUGUUCCAUGAAGAUAUUUUGUAAAUUUCUUACCGUAAACAUAUCAAAACUUCAUUUUUGAUUAGUAAUAUGCAUUUGCUAAGAACUUCAUUUGGACAACUUUAAAGGCGAUUUUCUCAAUAUUUAGAUUUGUUUGCUCCCUCAGAUUCCAGAUUUUCAAAUAGUUGUAUCUCGGUCAAAUAUUGUCCGAUCAUAACAAACCAUACAUCAAUGGAAAGUUUAUUUAUUCAGCUUUCAUGGUGUUAACAUCUCAAUUUCGAAAAAUUUACAUUUAAGACUGGUUUUGUCGUCCAGGGUCACAUGAGGGAGUUUUCGUUUUUGGGUAAACUAUCCCUUUAAACUUAUUUUUAUUAGUUGAAAGCAUUUUGACAGUGGCUUCAUCAGUUAUAGGAUGGUGAGAAUGUCCCCACAUUCCACCUAAUAUAGCAAUCCAGAGAUUAGAAAUGAAUUACAAACUUGCAGGACUGUGUUUGUAGACAGAUGACUUCAUUUGCAAAUAGACUCAAGCUUUAUAAGCAGGACCGUUAUUAUAAAUAUUAAUAUAAUGAAGAAACUGCUAAUCACUACUAUACACUACAUAGAUUUCAUCAGGUGAGUGAAUAUGCUGUUUUCAUGAGCUUUGAAAAGGCAGCAUCAUCUUGAACAUCUCGGUGUAGAAUUACUUGAAUUGUGUGAAAUGCUCAGGUUAUUUUUUUUAAAGCUAUUAGAAAUAGUUUUAGCUGCACUUGAAAUUGAGAAAUAGAUAAUUAUGCCUUAAAGGUAGAGAUUUGAAUUAUGCUCUUUUAGGUGAAAGGAUCACUUAUUUACUUUUAUUUGCAAUGACUGUGAGCACAGAUGUUUUAAAUUAAUAUUGACUUCAUAUAUUACUGUGCUCUGCAUAAGUGUCAUCUUCUGAUUUUUAAGUGGAUUUGUAUUGAAAAAUGUAGCAUAGUAUGGUGUUACUAUGUAUGUAUGAGGCAUAAUUAUUCAGAAAGUUUAACUGCUAAAAUUAUUUUAACUCCUAAAAUAAUGAUCAUGAAUAGGGUUGGGAAUCGUUUGAAUUUGAUCAAUUCUGCUUAUCGACUGUGAUUCUUAUUAAUUCCCAGUUUCGAUUCCAAUGUGGUAAAAAAAAAAAAGAUUCAAGCAUUUAGAUAUCAAACAUAUUUAUUCUGUCUCUUUGUAAAACUUCUAAUUGCUGCUGAAUACCAUGAACAAAAAUCAGCCGGCUAUAUAAAAACUGGGCUCGAUUAAUAGCUGUUUGUGUGCAAAUUAGUGCUGCACGAUUCUGGAUAAAUUGAUACUUUUUUUUUUUUUUUUUUUGUGGAUGUUGUGGUUUUCUCACAAUUCUGAAGAAAAAAACAUUAGGGAACUAAACAAAAUCUCAUGGAAUUUAUGAAUAGAAUGAUUCAAUGACUCAUUCAAGAUAAACUCCUUUCAUUACUGGAUUAAAUCAGUGUUUUUGAAUAAAUAUCUUGAAUGAUUCAAAGACAAAUACAUCUCAACAGCCUCUUUUCACCACCUAAAAAAAAAAAAAAAAAAAUGCACACACAGGAAUUGAUAGAUGGAAUAGAAUUUUUCAUUUUACAACAAGUAUCCAAUUCCUGACCUAAUUCUGGAAUUGGAAUUGAAUUUCGAUUUCCAACCCGAAUCAUAAAUGCACUGGAUUAAUUGUGGUGUUACGUAUUAAUGGUAUUUAUUAAUAAGUAAUUUAACAGAAAGUGAAUUGCAUACUGGUACUGAUUAUUACUUACAAAUAAUUGCGUAAGAUUGUUGUUUUAGAUGCACUUUUUAAUUUUCUGAUAUUUUAAACUCAUUAAAAUGCA